GGACGGGGACGGUAGAACAUGUAUAAAGAUCACAGAUAAACAUUUUUAGAAAAGGUUCAGAGGAAAGAGGACAUUGAAAUUAAUUUGAGAUACUUGUUAAACCCAGAACAAAGAAGUAAUGACACAGCAGGUUUAAUUAAAUAUUUGAACACAGGUUUAAUUAAUAUGAUUUGAAUUAGGUAUAUGUGUAUGUAGGUGUGUAUAUAUAUAUAAAAAAUAAACCAGAAGAGAUAAACACACAGCGCUGGUUCUUCAUUGUGAGGAGGAGGAGUAAACGGAAUCUCUGGAUCGAGUUCACAGUAGGAGGCGGUAAUGCGCGAAACUGGUGCGAUCCGCCAAAGAAAGGGAAGAAGAAGACGACGUCAUGAGGAUGCGCCGCGCUCAUGUGAAAGAACUGAGUGUCCAACAAACUCCUGCUGAUGAGACACUGUUAUAAAGAUGGCAUUUAGUAAAGAGGAGAGGGAAGACAUGAAUAUUGAAGAAGCUUACAGAGUCAAACAAGAAGAUCAUGAGAAACAAACGAAGAAGGUGUUUAUUAAAGAGGAGAGCGAAGGCAUCAGGAUCGAAGAAGUAUUCAGUCUGAAAGAUAAUGAGGAGCAAACAGACCUAAUGGCAUUAAAAAAAGAGAAAGAAGUACUCUGUGACAUUGAAGAGAAAGAUCAAUACGAAAAUCAGCAUGAUUUCACAGCUGAAAAGAAAUCUUUAAGGUGUUCGAAGACUGACAAGAUUUCCACAUGGAAAAAAUCUCAGAAGACUAGAACAGUUAAAAGUGAUUUCACUUGCUUUCGGUUUGGAAAGAGUUUCAAUAAACAAGGAAAUCUAGAAAGGCAUAUAAAAAUUCACACUGGAGAAAAGCCUUACACCUGCAGGCAGUGUGGCGAGAGUUUUGCUCAACGUGUAAACCUUAAAGUCCACAUGAGAAUUCACAAUGGAGAGAGUCCCUUCACAUGCCAACAGUGUGGAAAAAUAUUCUGUCAUCAAGGAAGCCUUAGCCACCACAUGAGAGUUCACACCGGAGAGAAGCCUUACACAUGCCAACAGUGUGGAAAGAGAUUCAAUCAUAAAGGAAGCUUAGACAGGCACAUAAGAAUUCAUACCAGAGAAAAGCCUUACACCUGCCAGCAGUGUAGAAAAAGUUUUUCUCAACAUGGAAACCUUGAAGUCCACAUGAGAAUACAUAAUGGAGAGAGUCCCUUCACAUGCCAACAGUGUGGAAAAAGUUUCAGCCAAAAAGGAAGCCUCAGCAACCACAUUAGAAUUCACACUGGAGAGAAGCCUUACACUUGCCAACAGUGUGGACAAAGUUUCACUCAUAAAGGAAGCCUUAACUGGCACAUGACUGUUCACACUGGAGAGAAGCCUUACACAUGCCCUCAGUGUGGAAAGAGUUUUCAUCAGCAUGGAAACCUUCAAGUCCACAUGAGAAUUCACACUGGAGAGAAGCCUUACACCUGCCAACAGUGUGGAAAGAGUUUCACUCAUAAAGGAAGCCUUAACUGGCACAUGAGAAUUCACACGGGAGAAAGAUCUUAGGGUGGCAUGUUUUCCCCCAUAGCUCGGUUUGUUUGGGCAUAUGGGAACAAGGCACAAGUUAAAGUGAUUGUAAUAUGUUUUUGUUGUUACUUUCAUGCAGUUAAUGUUUCUGGAUUUAUUUGGAAUGUUGACAUUUUUGUAGAAUUCUUGAGGACUGGUCAGAAUAACUGUAAUUAUUUUGUUUGAAGCAGUUGUGCAGGUUUUGCCUCAUUGUCGCCAUCUCGGUUGGAAACCUGCAGUUAUCAGCAGAAUUUUCAUAUGUCUGUGGUUUUUGAUUCAGCAAGGCUCCUCAGCAUGGAUUAAUCUAAUGUUUCGAGGACUGUGUCUAUACUUCAGCUACUACACCAGUGUAGAUAUUCACUGUACUCUGGUAUUACAGAUACUAUGUUUUGGAAGUAUCACUAAAAUAAGAAAUUUCACUGGAAAAUGUAAUCUGAACAAGUAGCAUGGCUGCCACUUUUGUUCUGACCAUCUAAGAAAAAGAAGCAUUACAAUAAAUCAAACUACCAAUGGUGAUUAAAUCUAACGAUUGCUUUGCUCAUGUCACAUCAAACCAUACAAAUUUUUAUUGUAAUACUUUGUUCUCAAAUUGUUAAUGUUAAAGACAUCAGCACUGCAUGACUGUGUGUAUUAUUGUCCAAAGUCUUAUGCUUUUAACUGAAUCUUCAGUUGUCACUGAUGAUUGUCAUUUGGACCUGUAUGGCCAUCCACCAUCAAAGUGACAAGUUUAAUAAAUAUCCAUCAUUGUGAAAUACACAAAGCAUGACUGCUGAAAAAAAAAAAAAAUAUAUAAACUCAUAAGAAUGUUUGCAUUUAUGGGUGUGGUCCUGGUCAAGACAAUCUCCUGAACUCCAAACUGAAUGUCAGAAUGGGAAAGAAAGGUGAUAUAAGCAAUUUUGAGCGUGGCAUGGUUGUUGGUGCCAGAUGGGCCAGUCUGAGUAUUUCACAAUCUGCUCACAAUGUGGCUAGUGGUUUUCGAAAGUUACUAACCACACAGCAUUUUUACUAGCCACAUUUUUUGUUGUGAAAUUUCCUGCUAAAAGUUGAAUAUGAAGUUCUAAUAUUUACUUGAACUAGAUUUACAACCCUUUUAAAUGUAAAACAACUGUACACACCCAAAUCAAGACUACAGUAGGUGGUCAGCCUUUCUGGUGCUUACCGCUGCGCGUAGGUGUUAACUGUAAUUCAGUCGCGUGUUAAAGUCAUUCGGGAAACUACCGCCAGGUGGCGCAAAGGGAAGGAUUGCGAAAUUAAUGUAAUUGUAAAAUGAGAUAAAAGAAGGAAGUAAAACAACAAUAACAUUAUGAUAUAACAUUGUAACAUUUAAAAAAAAACUGUUUUUUUUUACAAUUUGUUAACUUUUAAAAUGUUGGAUAGUCUUCUAAACAAAAAUUAAACGAAGACCUUAAC
Messenger RNA from Carassius auratus (goldfish), 2943 nucleotides. Its product is annotated as gastrula zinc finger protein XlCGF8.2DB-like. The coding region runs from base 439 to 1533 and encodes 364 amino acids. Lineage: Eukaryota; Metazoa; Chordata; Actinopteri; Cypriniformes; Cyprinidae. Gene Ontology annotation, biological process: regulation of transcription by RNA polymerase II. The transcript has 3 exons. Gene Ontology annotation, molecular function: DNA-binding transcription factor activity, RNA polymerase II-specific; RNA polymerase II cis-regulatory region sequence-specific DNA binding. The record is from RefSeq and is a predicted model, not a curated record.